Sparassis crispa is the source of this 4014-nucleotide messenger RNA. RefSeq lists its product as hypothetical. The record is from RefSeq and is a predicted model, not a curated record. Lineage: Eukaryota; Fungi; Basidiomycota; Agaricomycetes; Polyporales; Sparassidaceae. The transcript has 3 exons. Gene Ontology annotation, biological process: DNA integration. Gene Ontology annotation, molecular function: nucleic acid binding. The coding region runs from base 1 to 4014 and encodes 1337 amino acids.
AUGUCGACCAGCGCUGAUAAUACGAGCAAUAGCAAUGCUUACCGGAUCCCGCUCCUGAAGGAAGACAAUUGGCUCCCGUGGAAGCGCCGCGUCGAGGCCAUCCUUAAUGAUAAGGGUCUCCAGGAGUAUGUGACCGGAAAGACACCGAAGCCACAGCCGAGUAAUGACCUGGCCAAUAGGGCAGCGAGAGAGGCGGAGAUUAGCGCCUGGGGAGAGAAGGACCUCAAGGCCCAGAACGUAAUUGUGCUAUCGCUGGGAGAUUCCCAGAUGGUGCACAUCGCUGGAGCCGAGACGGCACGGGCCAUGUGGGAGCAGCUUCGCACAGUCAAGGAACAGCGUGGACAGCAUGGAAUUCUCGCGCUGUGCCGGUGUUUUUACCGGAUGCAAGCCAAGGAAGAAGAUAAUAUCUCCAGUCACAUUACACAGCUACGACAGAUCCAGGAACAACUCCACCUAAUGGGGAAGGUUGUUUCUGACGAAGAUUUCCAGCUCAUUCUGGCUACCUCAUUACCGGAGAGCUGGGACUCUUUCCUCAGCUCUUACUUUGGCGCCGUGGGCGGCAAUGUUGGCGCCGAAGGUGCUGACAACGGCCCGCUGAUGAAACGGCAAAAGACGGAACGUGCUUACGAAGCGCGCGAGGUCGAAUCGAAAGAUGAUGAGGCAAAAAUAGCCUACGAUAAUGAUAGCGACACUGUAUCUCUCGGAUCUGAUGGCGAAAUUGCUUCUUUCUAUGAGUGGUUUGCCGACUCCGGGACAACUUCGCACAUUACAAAUCAUCGUGAAGUCUUCGCGACCUAUCAGGCGCUCGAAGAUCACGCGAUCACGGGCAUCGGACCGCAACCAACGCAGGCAUUGGGCCGCGGUACGGUCGAUGUCGAAAGUGAAGUAGGAGACCGGAAAGUGAAAUUCCGUCUCCACGGUGUACUGUAUGCGCCGACAGCACCCAAUAGCCUCCUCUCCAUCACGCAUUUGGACGACGUGGGAGGAAGAGUACUUAUGGGCAAGAAAAAUGGACGACUAUAUUCAUUGAAAUUGCAUCCAAUAGUUCCGCAACCUGCGCGAACCUAUACUGCUAAGGAAUAUGGCCCGCAUACCUGGGAAGAGUGGCACAAGAUCUAUGGCCAUAUCGGGAAACCAGCGCUUACGCGAUUAUAUCGUGAAGGGCUUGUUGAUGGCCUAGAAAUCUCGCCAAGCCCAGAUGAAAUUAAUUGCGAGGCAUGCAUCCAAGCAAAGGCGACGCAGAAGCCAUUUCCCAAAGAGACAGACGAAUGCAGCAAGGUACCCGGAGAAUUAACACACACGGAUGUGUGGGGACCUGCGCAGACAGCCGCUCUACAAGGGUGGAAAUAUUUUAUUACAUUUACCGAUGAUUACAGUCGUCGAAGUACAGUACUAUUUAUGAGGCAUAAAGAUGAAGUAACUGAAAAGGUAAAGAAUUAUAUUACCUAUAUCGAGCGCAAGUUUGGAAAUAAACCCUUGCGACUCAGGCUCGACAACGGUCGAGAAUAUAUGAACACCGAAUUAAUUAACUGGUGUCAAAUGAAAGGGAUCGAGAUGGGUCCGACUGUGCCAUACUCACCAUCCCAGAACGGAGUCUCUGAGAGAUUGAAUCACACACUGCUUGGACUAGCGCGCGCGAUGAUCUAUGCGAGAGAUCUACCUCGUUAUCUUUGGGCUGAAGCGAUUGCUCACGCAGUCUAUAUUAAAAAUAGAUCGCCUACCCAGGCGUUAAAUGGGGCAACUCCCGAAGAAAAAUGGAAUGGGACGAAACCAAAUAUCUCGUACUUACAAGAAUUCGGUUCCCCCGUAUGGGUCCUCACGGAAGACGCAACACUAUCAAAGCUAGCGCCCCGUGCCAACAAGUAUAUUUUUGUUGGAUACAUGGACGGACCCAAAGCCAUCAAAUAUUAUGAUGCGCACACGCGCCAGAUUAAAAUCUCGCGUAAUUUCCAAUUUUCUUCGAAUUUCCCGGACCAUUUGCCCGGCAACGCGCCUCACGUGCCACAAGAGCAAAUAGGAUCUGACGUACCUAUCCUCACAGCACAGCGUGAGGGGGAGCAAAAUAUAUUUCCGGGCACUUUACCUAGCAAUGCGUCAGACGUGCCGCAUGCGGAAAGGAGACCCGAAGUCCCAAACCUCACAACGACCGCAGACGUGCGGCGCGAGGGGGAGUUAGGAACUUCCGCGCCACAGUCACCUGCCAAAAAUCCGCGAAAGCACAGACAGGAUCAUGAUCCUGAUCAACGCGAGGAAAGCGGGACGGACGCACCAAGCCAGCCCAGACGAACCAGAAGAAAGACAGUUUGGCAUGAUUACCAUCUAAUGCAUGACCCAGAGGCAGACGAAGAUCUGGAUAAUGAUCCAGAUAAAUCAAAUGCCGAAUUAGUCUAUAUUGCGAUGAGCGCCCACGGAAAUGCGGAUGCGGACGAGCCAAAGACGCUCAGUGAUGCCAAGAGAUCACUCGAGUGGCCCAAAUGGGAACAGGCAGUCCAGAUGGAACUCAAUCAACUACAGGGUAUGGAGACUUGGGAGUUAGUGGAACCUCCCGAAGAUCGAAAACCCGUAGGAAAUAAAUGGGUUCUAGUUAAGAAAACAAACAAAGAGGGUGAAAUAAUCAAAUACAAAGCCCGCCUGGUUGCGAAGGGAUAUUCUCAAAUCCCAGGCAUGGACUAUACCGAGACGUUCGCGCCCGUAGUCCGCCUCGAAACCAUUCGAGCUAUCCUCGGGCUAGCCGCAAUCUUAGAUUGGGAGAUCGGACAAAUGGACGUGAAAGGCGCCUAUCUUAAUGGAACUCUCAAAGAAGAAGUGUAUAUGCGGCAACCCGAAGGAUACAGUGAUGGAACAUACCGUGUAUGUAAAUUAAAGAAAACCCUCUACGGGCUAAAGCAGUCUGGCCGAGAAUGGAAUAUCAUGCUGAACCGCAAGUUAUUAGACGCGGGAUUCAAGCGCCUAUUCUCGGAUCCAUGUGCGUACAUUCGGAUCAAAGGUGAUAAGAUAGAAAUCGUCACCGUUUGGGUGGACGACCUAUUAAUAUUCACCAAUGAUUGCGCACUGAUGGACCAAUUGAAGAGGGAACUCCGAAAUAUGUUCGAAGUUACCGACCUUGGCGAACCCCGAAAAAUUGUGGGGAUAGAAAUUGAGAGGGACCGUUCAAAGCGGACAAUCAAAAUCUCUCAGACAAAAUAUAUUGAGUCUAUCCUACACAAGAAUGGGCUUACGAACGCCAACACGGUCGGGAUGCCUCUUGAUCCAAAUACAGUGCUUGAAAAAGAAGAACCCGAAACUGAUGACGAAUGCGACCGAGACAACGGAUAUGCAUCGCUCGUCGGAUCACUGAUGUACGCGGCAAUUGCCACGAGACCAGACAUUGCUCACGCCGUGCAACGGCUUAGCUCAUUUACUGCCAAUCCCGGAAUGGCUCAUUGGACUGCUGCUAAACGCGUCCUCCGCUAUCUAUCCGGAACGCGAGAACUUGGAAUAAUCUAUGGGCCAAUUGCAGAUGUCAAGCCUGAAGAUCAAUCCAUAUUUGUGGGCUACUCAGAUGCAGACUAUGCGAACGAUAUCCGAGAUCGCAAAUCAAUCUCGGGAUAUUUAUUUAAAUUAGGAAAUGGCAUGAUCACGUGGAGCUCAAAGAAGCAAACCACGGUCGCGUCAUCCACCACGGAAGCCGAAUACAUGGCAUCCGCUGAAGCGGCAAAAGAAGCCGUAUGGCUCCAAACACUAUUCAGAGAAAUAGGUUUCGAGCAACAAGAUCCUACAAUUUUAUUGGAGGAUAAUACAGCGGCGAUCUCAAUCGCACGUGAUCCCCAAUUUCACGCGAAAUCAAAACAUUUUGAUGUAAAGCAUCAUUAUGUGCGCGAAAAAUUGAGGGAUAAAUAUAUUGAUAUCCACUACUGUCCCACGGAGGACAUGAUAGCGGAUAUCCUAACAAAGUCACUCCCUAAGCCGAGGCACGAGAAGCUCACAAAGAAGCUCGGAAUGCCCAUCGGCUUGAGGGGGAGUGUUGGAAAGUAG